CGGAAUAUCAGCAAACUUAUUUUCAGUCAUCUCUAUCAUUAUUUACUGCCUCUUUCCGUUUUUCCUUUUAGCCUUUGAUACCGCUACCAUGGAUUAUAAAGACUGCAAACUCGAAGAGCAUUUUGAUGACAUGGAAAUUGAACUUAUACAUCAAGUUGACAACGCAAAACAUCAUCUAGAGACCACAGCCUCUGCAUUCUGGCAGGCUUACCUGCAGCGAAACUUUCCCAGACCCUGGCUAGUACUUUGUGAACAAGGUCCUGAUGGAAGCUUGAGGCGAGUUGACAUGAAGGUGAUAUAUUACAACAGUCAUGGCCGCAACUUUUCUCCUGUUCUGUUGGUCGAAGUCAAACGCAAGAAGGGAUCAAUGCAUGAAGUUGAAGAGCAGGGCCUAGAUGCUGCUCUAAAGGCUAUCAAUAGCCAGAAUUUGACGGGCAUGUAUGUCAUCACGGCAAUCGGGCUCAGAUAUAGAGCCUGGUAUUUGAGUAGGGAAGAACGAGAACUGCAGCCAUUGCAUGGCAGCAUUGAGAAGGCGAGUUGGGAGUAUUUACAUGUCAAACAACAAGCUGGCGUUUUGAACCUGGAAGAAACAAUCCGACUCAUCAAGGGAGAGAUGCCUAUGCGACAGGCAGGGGUCGUCCCAAGUCAACAUAUUGAGCUGGAGAAUAUUCUCCGGGCCGAAGCAUCCCAUAUCCAGGAGGGAUAUAGUGUGGAGCAGGCUGGUUCGGCUAGAGAUGACCAGGGAAAUGAGGCACCUUGUUACCCGUCUACGACAUACUAUGAACAGCCAUCGGAGCAAACAGAUGCCCAGUGGUCUGACCCCAUGGACGUUGAAGCGAGGGCAGAGUCAAGUGGUGAAGACGACGAACCCUCGCAAGCUGAGGACAGCAAGGGCAAGAAGCCAAGAAAAGAGAGGACGAUAGUGAACGUGAGAGUCACAUUGAUACCUCAUAAACUUCGGAAGGAUGAGUGCGAGUUUCGGGAUACCAAGAAGAUCAAACAGACUACCCUGAGGAGUGAUUGGAAGGAGAAGCAUGAUGGGAGUAAGACCUACUUCGAGUUCAAAGGCAAGAACCAUCGCUAUCGGUGCGAGAAAUUUGAAUACCAGCGUUAGUCUUAGUCUGAAGCUGGAAUUACAUGGCGUGCCAUGUCUGUUGCUAACGGGAAGUGGGGUUUGUGCGCUAUUUCUGGAAGGGGAAUAGCGACAAAUGAGAUGACCCACUCUCAGGAGUCAGAUUGGGAACCUGCCUGGAGUAACAAUGUUCCGUUAUUUAUUUUUUAGCACAAGUUCAAAGCAGACCAGCAUAAC
Messenger RNA from Fusarium oxysporum Fo47, 1309 nucleotides. RefSeq lists its product as uncharacterized. Lineage: Eukaryota; Fungi; Ascomycota; Sordariomycetes; Hypocreales; Nectriaceae. The record is from RefSeq and is a predicted model, not a curated record. The transcript has a single exon. Bases 89 to 1114 code for a protein of 341 amino acids.